GUCAACACUUGCACUCUCCCAACUAGGUCUUCUCUUAUGGCCUUUAAAGAAAUACCUAAAUCGUUUUAGAUCUGCAUCAAUCUGAUCCCACAAGCUACUUAGGACGCACAUACGCCACCAUGUCGACACUAUCAUCAUGUCCUUUCUGUAACAUCGCCAGCACAUAUCCGCCCAUCCCUCCAACAGCCUUCACUCCAGCAAAUGCUCGUCCCAAUUUUCAAAAUACAACCAAGUCAAAUACCUCACCAAUCCCACUACCGGAUUCAUCCGAUCCAACCCAGCCCACUGCACAUCUGAUUCUGUCCACCAAACAUGUACUAGCAUUCUUGGACAUCAUGCCUUUAACCCGAGGCCAUGUACUAGUGAUCCCGAGGACGCAUUAUGAGAAAAUUGGCGACGUAGAUGUUGAAGUCAGUCGCGAGCUCGGCCAAUGGCUCCCCAUCCUCUCGCGCGUCGUUAUGCGGACAAUCUCCGGUGAAGAUGACCGCUCCGAUUGGAAUUGGAAUGUGGUACAGAAUAACGGAAUCAGGGCCGCGCAACAGGUCCCUCAUGCCCAUUUUCAUAUCAUUCCUAGGCCGUCCUCUAAUCCGGCGUCUAAUGCUGCCAGGGCGAGCUUUGUGAUGUUUGGACGUGGGCAACGAGAGGAAUUGGAUGAUGAUGAGGGAGAGGAGUUGGCGGGUUUGUUACGGGGAGAGUUGGCGAGGGAGGUUCUAAAGAUUAGGGAGGAGGGUGUGGAUUUGGAGUGUGAGGUACCUUCUGAUGAUGAUGAUGAUAGGAGAGUGAAGGGGAAGCUUUAAUGGUAUGAUUUUUUGUUUAUUCUUCUAUGGAUAUGCUUCUUUGUGUUUUUUUAUUUCGUUUUCAUAUCAGCUUUGUUGUGGUGCAGGGCUUCCUUUCUCGGGUUUCUUGUUGGGGUUUUUCGUGAAGUACUGAAGGGGUUCUUGUUAGUUAUGAUCUUCA
Molecule: messenger RNA, 957 nt
Organism: Aspergillus caelatus
Lineage: Eukaryota; Fungi; Ascomycota; Eurotiomycetes; Eurotiales; Aspergillaceae
Product: HIT-like domain-containing protein
Exons: 3
Coding region: 120-797 (225 amino acids)
Biological process (GO): nucleotide metabolic process
Molecular function (GO): catalytic activity
Source: RefSeq, a predicted model, not a curated record